UCCAACUUUGGAAUCAUGUCAAACCUAUAGUCAUAAUUCAUAUUUGUAUAAUGUGGUAAAUGAUGAUUCUAUAGUUUUAAUAACUUUGACUCAAAGGGGCAAUCUGCAGUUGCUACAUUCAUCUUUGGACUUGUAAAUGAAUGAUAUGUACACAUUGAUUCUUGAAGAAUAUAACUUAUAAAUGCCUCAUGAGCUCAGUUCAACUGUCCUACCCCAUCAGAAACCAAAAUAAACACAGUAAAUGUAAACAAACACUAUAUAGCUUCAAAACACGGUUAAAACUAUAAUUGUGACAUGGAUGGUCAGUCCUUGCGUCCAGAGCUCUGUUUAUGAAUUUGAGAUUUGGUUAUAUUUCUCCAGCCCGUCACUCAGAUUUUUAUUGAAACAGGUGCGGGAAUGGCUUUGUUCAUGUUUCUUACCUCACAUUUGAGGUAAGUUACCUUUGGAAAUGUAUAAGCAAAACCAUUUUUUGUAAUGUUAUAAAAGGCCACCUGAGGCACGUAGACAAUAACUGAAAUGAAUAGCCUACAUUGUGUCACAGUUUGGUUUGUUUAGGCUGCAUGCAUCACAUUUCACUGUUGUUUUGCCAACUUUUAAGAGUUUCGAAAUUAUAGAACUACAUGUAGGCUAUGCAAGAUUCAAUUGAUAUGUCAACUGAUGCUACCUGCCAUCUGCAGCCAAUAACAGUGGUGGUUAUCACUGACCUAUAGGAUAGCUGAUGACAGCACCCAUAAUGUCAAUAUAAGCAACACAACCUGCCUCUCUUUAUAGACAUCAAGCGCAGUCUGUGAUAUGGUAUCAUUAGGCUACACCGACUCUCAGUCAGCUGUACCUAUACUCAGAGGGUCAUUACCGGUAGGCUAGCUUACUUCUACUGUCAUGGGGCGGCAGGUAGCCUAGUGGUUAGAUCAUUGGACUAGUAACUGAAAGGUUGCAAAAUCGAAUCCCUGAGCUGACAAUGUGAAAAAAAAAGGAACAUUUGUUUUUCUGCCCCUGAACAAGGCAGUUAACCCACUGUUUCUAGGCCGUCACUGAAAAUAAGAAUUUGUUCUUAACUGACUUGCCUAGUUAAAUAAAUUACAAAUUUGUUAAAAACACCUGCAACAAUAGGCAAUGUGUGCUUCAACAUUGAUGCCUUCUUGCCUUUCCUGAAAACAAUAAGAUUCAGAUUCAGUGCUUGUGGAUUCGAUGUUCUAACCAGAUUAUAGCGCCAACAACCUGUUACAACAGGUGUGUAGACCGCCUAGGUCCUAGGGGUCAACAGAGUUGGGAUUCACCUGUCAAAUUCAGCCUCCCAAAGUGCCCACAUUGACCACUGGAGGGCGAGCGAGUAUCUGGUUUUAUUCAGCGCCCUUUGUCGAUAUUUGCCCCACAUAGAAUACACAUAUACAUAUUUCUCCCUUUACUGUACAUAGGUUAAGUUACAGUGGUGGCCCGUUUGAACAUUUUCUCUUAUGGCUCUUAUGGCCAUGUAGCCCAAGCCAGUGAGAUUUUCCAGGAGGAAAAAUGGAGAAAGCACUUCUCUGAAGUAACCAGAUGUCUGUGAUAUUGAGCAGUUGACAAGCAUAACUGUCGCCCAAGUAUGGUAUGUGAGUUUAUGUUGCAGAAGAAAAUGGUAUGGGCUUUCAGAGAAGUCCAUUGGAAUAACAUAUGGAUAGUGUCUAACCAGUUGGCAAUGCGUAAUUACCCGUAGACAUACGCACGGAAUAUCCGGUGGAUCUGAGGAGCAAACAUGGGCUCUUUUUCUUGUAAAGCUGAUUGUAGGGAAUGCAUGACGUAGGAGCCGAGCCCUGUUUGCCACCAGUGUCCAUAUUAUUUUCUGAGAACAUCUCAAAGAUCUGAUGCCGAACCGCACUUCCUGAAGAGAAUACCCGGUUUAAUGUGUUAUUUGCAUUCCGCGCGCGAUUACCUCCUAAUGGAUUUGGAUGCAGCAUAGGUUAGAAGGAAGGAAAUGACGUCAGCACUGUACUAUAAAUGAUGACGAUGACAGCCAACAGGUAAAACUUGAGAUUUCGCAACAUUGAAUAUACAUAACAUAGUUAUAGGAUAUGGACAAUGUGGCAACCUACAUGCAUUGCUGCCAUUGUAGUCUGCAUAACCUAUAAUAAAACAUCAUCCUACAUUUAAAGUCCUACCCACAUAAAGCAUCUAUGUAAGAAUAUUACAUAGUUUGUUUUCAUUACAGCAGCCUUUAGUUUAGGAUUUGAAAUUCCACCACUUAUAGGGCUAUAUGUUGUGAUUGUAAUAUAUUAUGAAUGGCCUAAAAUUGCCUGAGUGGGCUGGAACUAUCGUAUUAUUGCGUGACGCUCCAAGGCCUAGCCCCCUUCAAUCCGAUUGGUGUUUGUGACCAAAAUGGUGUGGAAGAGAAAAAACGAGACAUCUGUCCUCCACGUGGGUGUGAAUCUACUUUUGCCAUUGGUUUAGAUCAACAGCGUCCUAAAGGACUUCUCUUGUGAUUGGGUAGAAUGUCUGCGGACUGUAGGCGUGUUUUUGGCGUGGUGGAAGUGAGCUACUUUGUGACAAUGCUCAGUGUCGAUUUUUCAUUGGAGCUGCAGUGGGCAUGGGUGCGCAGCAGAGAGCUUUACUGUAUUAAUCUAAUGAGGCUUUUGCAUUCUGUAGGUCUUGUAUUUGGCUUCAAGGCAGUUUUCAGUCCCAUGCAUUUAAAACAAUAAGGACAGAAAGGUAUAGCCUAUAUUGCGCAUUUUCUCUCAGAAAGGCAAUAGUUCUAAUUGAUGGCCCUUGGCAUAUUUCCUGUGAUACUAGUAUAGCUGCCUGGCAUUCAUCCACCUCUGUAGCAUUUAAAAAUCUGGAACAUUUGGAGUGGAAGUUGGAACAUCUCUUGAGCAAGCCGCAUACACAAGAAAAGCGCAACAAAGUAUUUCUCUAUUAGACUCGUUCGGGGAAUAUUCUCAUUAUAUAAUCAGAAGAGGGGAAACUGGUUUAUUCAGACUCGGUAUACAGAAAGACACCAGGAGAGAGAUUCUAUUUCUUUCUUUUGAAUGCAAGCAGUUUCACUCUCUGAAAACAAGGGACACUGCGUAAAGGGUCUGCUCUUUCUCUCCAACCCCGCUCCACUCGCCUUGUCUCCCCCCUGACCACAAGCUAUCGAAUGGACCAACAUCCUAGCGCCCGGAGCUGCACCAGCCGCGGGGCUCCGUCUUGCGAGGCCGUCCCGAGUGAACCCUCCAUGAAUUUGUACAUCCAUUCCACAACCGGCACACGCUUCGAGCUCUCUCUUCCCCUGGAGGAGACUGUGGAAGGACUGAAGAGAAGGCUUUCUCAGAGACUCAAAGUACCAAAAGAAAGACUCACCCUUCUACAUAAAGAAACGCGUCUGAGUUCAGGAAAACUCCAGGACCUCGGGAUCUCUGAUGGGAGCAAGUUAACCCUUGUACCUACAGUUGAAGCAGGCUUAAUGUCUCAAGCAUCAAGACCAGAACAGUCAGUGAUGCAAGCUUUGGAGAGUUUAACAGAAACUCAGGUCAGUGACUUCCUGUCUGGCCGCUCUCCUCUGACCCUGGCGCUGCGAGUGGGUGAUCACAUGAUGUUCGUUCAACUGCAGUUGGCAGCCCAGCAGUCUGGAGGGCAGCAGUUACAGCACAGGCACCUCAUUGCCCGUGGGGGUGCAGAGGGCACCAUGGGACAGUCCACAGAAGCAUCUGGAGGGUCCACCAGCGGGCAUCACCCCCGCGUCCCCACCCCCCACCACCACCACCCCCAUCCACAUCCCCACCCCCAAUCCCAAUCCCACUCCCAUCCUCACCCCCACCUGUCCCGGCCCCAUCCAGUGCCCCCUCCCUCCACCAGCUCAGCAGCUUUCCCCCCUGCCCCCUCACACCAGCCCUCUCCUCCCAUGUACCCCUCCUCCUCUUCCCUCUCUUCAAGUCACUGCAACACCCCUCCUGCUCCUCGUCCCUCCCAGCUGCCCGGCAGUAUGUUUAGUCGCUCCCACCAGCCCUUCCCGGGACGACCCAGCCCCAGCCCUGGCUCCGCCCCCCAAAGCACCCCCACUGCAGUCCCCUGCCCUGAGGCUAACUGCAGUGCUAAGAGCCCCAGUAACGGCACCAGUGCUUCAGCACGCUCCUCUUCCUCCUCCUCCUCCUCCCGCAAACCAGGUGCCAUUAUUGAAAGCUUCGUCAACCACGCUCCUGGGGUCUUCUCAGGGACUUUUUCAGGCACUUUGCAUCCUAACUGCCAGGAUGGCACCGGGCGGCCCAGGCGAGACAUCGGCACCAUCUUGCAGAUCCUCAACGACCUCCUGAGUGCCACGCGCCACUACCAGGGCGUGCCCCCCUCCCUCACCCAGCUCCGCUACCAGACGCAGUGUGGCUCGCCCUCGCCUGCCUCCCCAUCGCCUUCACCCCCUCCCUCACCCCCAGCCACCACCGCUGGCAUUGCCGGCAUCUCUGCCAAAGCUACCUCGGUGCCUGCCAGCAGCCCCAUCUCACCCCCCCUCCACCCGCUGGUGCAGUGUCAGAGCCAGAUCCGCAUGUGCAAGCCCCCUGGUGA
Messenger RNA from Salvelinus fontinalis (brook trout), 4509 nucleotides. RefSeq names its product midnolin (gene midn). Gene Ontology annotation, cellular component: nucleus. Gene Ontology annotation, molecular function: protein binding. The record is from RefSeq and is a predicted model, not a curated record. NCBI's taxonomy places the organism in Eukaryota, Metazoa, Chordata, Actinopteri, Salmoniformes, Salmonidae.